AAGAUAAUCCCUUUCCUUAAUACUUUUCCGAGCCUGUAUUAGUCUUCACCAAUGUUUCGGUAACAGUAGUUGUUGAAUUCCGUUCGAAAAGCUUUUUUAUAGACUUAUUUUACCUCAAAAAUGUAUUAUUUUGUAGUCAAUAAUCUUUUUUUAUGUUUCGUUAUCAUAAGCACGUUGCAUAUUAGUGGUACAAUAUGUCAAGACGAAAAUAUUCCUGAUAAAACGAGUGACGUAAAAGAUGAAAUAGAACGUCAACGAGACUUAAAUAAACAACUCGAAGGGGAAAAUUACCGCCUUGAACGAGACAACGUUAUGCUCGAGAAUAAAAUAAAAGUACUCCAGCAACGUUUAACAGCCAUGGAAGCGAACAGGGAAGAAAUCGAGCGUACGAAUCGUCUAAAUAACGUCGUCGUGCACGGAAUCCCCAUCCGUGCCAAGAAUGGUCCAGAACCCCCCUCUGAAAUCAUGCGACUCAUCCAAACUGGUUUCAACGUAGACCUAGAAGGAAAAAUUAACACGUGUUACAGACUCAGACCAGGUCCGCGACAAGACCAAAUCGGUGUAGCGAUCCUUUUGAAAUUCACUCACCCUGUAUUCAAAGCCGAGUUCUUGAACCACGUUAUGAACAAUCCUAGAACAAUGAUGGAUUUCGGAGGUGUCUCCAGACACCCUGUAACCGCUUCUGAGCAUUUGACACCUCAUCGAGCUAUUUUACUCAGGGAAGCUUCGGCUUUCAGCAGAAAAGGAAGAUUACAAGUGUGGGUUUUGAAUGGUCGCUUGUAUGUUCGCAAAGGCAACGACUCGAUCGGAUUUGAACCUCGGACCGUUCAAGAAAUUCGAGAUUUGGCUAAUCAAGAAGGUCCUGGCAUUCCUACGACUACUCUGAUACCAGAUGAUGGCGCUCCAAUCGAUCUUUACGACUAGUCUUAGUAUUUUUUUUCACCUAUCUUUCUUGGCUCCCCUCUUCCUUAUUUUAUCAACUCCACGACGGAACGAUAAAUCUAUAGCGGACUAAUUACCAUAAUUAAUUCAUUUACUGGGCAUUGAUCGAAGCUUCGCUGAUACAUUUAACAAUUCGGUAUAUUUUUCUAUACUUUGAGGAUAUUUUUUCAUCAUAACUAUUUUAGCAACCAUCUCUCUCAGUACUUCUCUCAAAUUUCAGACUAUUUACUCGGAAUUUAGAAUCUUAUAUUCAUAUUUUUCGGUCACUACUUUGAUAAAAUUUUCAAUUUUUGUUCACUUCAAACAUCCUCCACGAAUCCUUUUCUUUUUCGAUCUAACAAUUUUGACAAUUCAGUCAUGAAAAAUCAUUCAAUCAAUUAAAACCCUUUGGAAAAGUUUUAAAAUAAAAUACAAGACCUCGACAACAUACUCUGCUACCUCAAUACCUAAAUAAAACUCUAUAGACGAUGCGAGAUAUAUGGUGUAAUCAGCUGGCUAAAGCUUAUGAAUGUUUUCAGGACGACGAAAUUUGGAAUAACGUUGAAAAAUUAAAAAAACAUUGCAAACGAUUCCAUCACUCGAAUCGUGAUUUGGAAAUACAAAUUUCUGGCCUACGAACGAAAAUCGAAAGGAUGGAAAAACGAAUGAAUUUCGUAACAUAUCUACAAGACGACACGAUACGAACAGAGAGACGUUGCAAUGUCAUUUUACGCAAUGUCCCACCUCCCAGACCCGGAGAAACCGAAGACACAGCCAGUCUGGUGACAAAAUUCGAGACAACUUUCGAUUAUCGACUACAACCCAUCGUUUUCUCGUGCUACAGGAUGAAUAAUAAGAAAAAACAAUACCUCAGCACGACGGUUAUCAUGAGAUUUAUUAAUUUCGAAUCCAAAAUGGCGUUUUACGAGCAAUGUGGACAGAGGAGAUUUAGUGAUUCGGCUUUCGGUGGAACGGGCUGGAAAGUGAUCAAAGUUAAUCAUCAUUUGUCUCCUAGAUCGGCUAAUAUUUUAGCAUUGGCUAAUAAUAUGAGGGAAGUUGGAUUUAAACUGGUUUACGAUGAAGAUAAUGAUGUAUACAUCAAACGCAACGAAACAGAGAGUCCUAUCCGGGUCAUUUCACCUCGUCAUUUGAUCAACUUGUAUAAAUAUUUUAACGGCACCAAACAAUUACAAGAAUUCCAAUAUCAGCAAACUUGGCACAGACGAUUUAUGUCUGAUAACUAACCUAGUACCUAUUCAUAAUCUCAAUAAUUUUGGCAGGUUGGUUCUUUGGUCGGUGUAUGCUUUUUAAGGGACAGGAACUUGAGGGAUUAUUUUUACACAAUAUUUUAUCAGAACUGUGAGGAGGUUUUGGUGGAAUUUCAAUUAAAGAUAAUUCAUGUUAGGCAAUAAUGACCAAAAAACAGAUAAAUUUGCAACGUUGGUUUCAGAUUAUGCUUAAAUUUUGAAAAAAAUUCCUUGCGAACAAUUUUGCAUAAGCUACAGUUACAUACAUUCUUUGUGAAUGUUCAAAGCUCAAUUAAUUCAUCUGAUUCUGAAACCGUUGUCAGUUAUUGGUCUCAUAUGAGCCCCGACUCUCAAAAAAUAGAGAUACCCCAUUAAGAAAACAUUUUAAGCCGGACAAAGCUAAAUCGAAAGAGCAUGCAAAAAUACAUCUCCAGCCAAAAUUUUGAGCAUUUAACAAGAACAUUUUUUGAUUUUUCGUGAAUUUUUAAAAAUUAUUGGACCCAAAAUGGUAAAAAAUCAAAAUGUUAGAUACCAAAUUAAUCUAGAAAACUAAAAUUUGAUAUGUACCUAUACCCUAUUUUUGGUCUCCCAAAAUGAUUGGAAACGGUUUCGAACUAUUUUGAGCAGUUCAGGAGUCUCCAGCAGAUUUCUAAAAAUUGAGAUUUCCAAAAAAAAUUUUACUAAAUAAAAUUAGAAAGCUGAAAUUCACUUCACAUUAUAAUUUCAACAUGCUGGCAUAAUUGAAGGUGGUUUCAAGCCGAUCUGGAGCCUUUAGCCAUAUUUUUGGAAAUUCUAGAUUUUCAAAAAAUGCCUUAAAAACUGCCCAGAUUCACCAUUUAAUGAAUUACCUUACCAAUUUACUAAGAUUUACUUUCGUUGGUUCAGAAAAAUAUUUGUCAAAUUUUCAAUUAUGAAAUUUCUAAAAAAACAUGGUAUAUUCUAACGGUUUUUUUUGUUGAAAAAAUCACUACUUUUUUCACUACCCUUUUUCAACCAAAUUUUCAGAAAGCUUUCCACUCGACCCCCCCCCCUUCCCAUACACAAAAAAAUUAACAAACUCAAAUUUUUCACAAAAAAAUUUUCAAAAAAAAAUCAAA
Molecule: messenger RNA, 3265 nt
Organism: Planococcus citri (citrus mealybug)
Lineage: Eukaryota; Metazoa; Arthropoda; Insecta; Hemiptera; Pseudococcidae
Exons: 2
Coding region: 121-924 (267 amino acids)
Source: RefSeq, a predicted model, not a curated record